This is a messenger RNA of Sinocyclocheilus rhinocerous, 1701 nucleotides long. RefSeq lists its product as uncharacterized. The record is from RefSeq and is a predicted model, not a curated record. NCBI's taxonomy places the organism in Eukaryota, Metazoa, Chordata, Actinopteri, Cypriniformes, Cyprinidae. The transcript has a single exon. The coding region runs from base 149 to 1225 and encodes 358 amino acids.
AGAGUAUGGGCACACACCCCUAGAUCAAAGAUCCAGUUCUAUCCAGGAUCUGGGUAAUGCAAUAGAACCAGAUGAAAAUAAAAAAGAGUUGCAAUGUUAUGUCCAAGGGAAUGACUCAGAGUCAAACUGUUUAGCCCAGAAGUCACCAAUGCAGACAGAAGGACAUGAGAAACCAUGCAGGGAAAUCAUAGAGAAAUUCCCAUUGUGGAAAGAGCCAAAAUAUCAGCAUCACUCGACAGGGAAGACAGAGCAAAGAAGCCAGGGGAUAAACGAUGAGCCUGAAGUUAGCAACAACUCAACAAACGACCAACAGCAGAGUCUUGUGAUCAUUGACGCAACCUGUGUUGUUGUCAAGGUUGAGCUUGUACUUCUUCCAGAGAAGGAGCAUGUCCAGUAUGUGUGUUUGACAGAGGAGAGUCCUUCGCCAAGUACUAGAGAGGAGACCGAGGUGCAGAAGCAGCACAGCAGUGUCGUCUCAAGCCAGGAGACUCCUGAAAACAAUACUUUGGACGAGAGAGUAGAAAGGAUUCUUGGAAUACCACAUGAGCAUCCCAGGACAAGCGUACAGACACACGAGAGCAUUUCAGAAGAACAUGACAGCUCCUGUGAGAGUCACAUAGUGGAUCCAGUAAAAGAGUUUGAGGAAUCUCCAUCCGCAGCUGCAACUGUUGAUGACUGGCAAGCGCAGGAAAAUAAACUGAUGGUGGGACAGUCCUGGAGUGGGACAACACUGGAGAAUAAUGAAGGCGUAGGAGAAAUGCUCAACAUAAUGGAAGUGGAAGAACAAACCACUGCACAAGGACCCGAAGCUGUGCUCGAAGACUUUGUGGCUUUCACAAAUGCAAAAUCCACAUCUGAAAUCACCAUACAUAUGAAUCAAUCCACAGAACAAGGACAUAGACCUGCAUUGGACGACAGUGUGGUUAAGCACAGUACACAGAAAGAUAAUGAGAACCAUCAAACAGAUACUAGUAAGGACCUUACCGAGGAUAGUUCAACAGAAGACAACCUCUCAGAUGAUAAGCGAGUACUUGCUUCAGAUUUCUUUACACCUGUCCUUAGGAAAAGUGCAGAAAAUUGCAUCAAAGUUGUUUUACCUUCACCUGUGGGUUCCAGGACUCUCAGAAGGUCAAGCUCUUCACCUCAUUUGUCAUUUACCUCUGCUUCCAACACCUUGGAUGUAUCAAAUGUAUCAGCUUCUCCUGUGGUUUCUCACAGAGAAUGAGCCACUGUUGCUUCCAUCUUUAACUAACACAGAAACCACCCAGUGCUCCGGUUCUCCCAGUGUUCAGUCAAGCUGUACAUCCUCACUCCCCGCUCCUUCUUCUACUCCAGUUCCAGAAGCUUCUGAAAAUUCAUCUCUCCCACAGACAAGAAAUGUUCCUUCUGAUGUUUUACUCUGUACUUCAUUGCCCUGUGAACAAAAAAUACAACAUGCCAAGUCUCUGUGGGACGUGGUAAGUCGUAUACGCAAACACACUGCUCCUGACUCUGAGACAGAGGACGAGGAGACGGUUGAGUUUGGGGAACAAACUGAAAGUGCAGACACUGACUUGCUUUAUCAGAGACUGAACACAGAAGAAGGAGGAGAAUUGGAGGAUAAUACUUUAGAGAACUGAACAAAAACCAAAUGAUGUUUCUAUUCCCGUGCCAGAAAACACUGUGUAUACUAUCAUUGCAUUAGAGCAUAGGGUGUAGUGA